Messenger RNA from Acipenser ruthenus (sterlet), 4057 nucleotides. RefSeq names its product selenophosphate synthetase 1 (gene sephs1). The record is from RefSeq and is a predicted model, not a curated record. Gene Ontology annotation, cellular component: cytoplasm. NCBI's taxonomy places the organism in Eukaryota, Metazoa, Chordata, Actinopteri, Acipenseriformes, Acipenseridae. The transcript has 9 exons. Gene Ontology annotation, biological process: L-selenocysteine biosynthetic process. Gene Ontology annotation, molecular function: selenide, water dikinase activity; ATP binding. Bases 370 to 1548 code for a protein of 392 amino acids.
CACUAAAAUGCCCCGUUAAAGGGGAGGUAAAGGCGCCAGUCAGCACGUAAAGGACCUUUGCCAACCCCGUUAUUUAUCUUUGUUAUGCUUGAUUUUCACAGUAAAUAGUCACUAAAAGCGGUUUAUAUAAAAGCAACAGUGUAUAUACUUGUUUAUACGUUUUAUCCAGGGUCCAUUUUUAAUUGUUUAUUAAAUAAAACGUAUGUUUAGUUUGUGCGCUUUCUCUUCAGGCGGUGUUUAAGGGCGACCCUGUGGUCCCAGUGCAUUCUGGGACAGUCCUCCCUCUUGUAUCGGGAGGCGCCGCUAAACCGAAACCGUGAAAAAAUAAACGCAGUCUCCAUUGGCCAGAAGUACUGCAGUUUUCCAACCAUGUCUGUUCGGGAGUCAUUUAACCCCGAGAGCUAUGAACUUGAUAAGAGCUUCAGACUGACCCGCUUCACAGAACUGAAGGGGACCGGAUGUAAAGUACCGCAGGAUGUCCUUCAGAAACUCUUGGAAUCUCUGCAGGAAAACCAUUUCCAGGAGGAUGAGCAGUUUCUUGGCGCAGUCAUGCCCAGACUUGGUAUCGGGAUGGAUACGUGUGUCAUUCCCUUAAGACACGGUGGCCUUUCUCUCGUUCAAACAACAGACUACAUUUAUCCUAUUGUUGAUGAUCCCUACAUGAUGGGUCGUAUUGCCUGUGCCAAUGUACUAAGUGACCUUUAUGCCAUGGGGGUCACGGAAUGUGACAAUAUGUUGAUGCUUCUUGGAAUUAGUAAUAAACUGACAGAUAAGGAAAGAGACAAGGUGAUGCCUCUGAUAAUCCAGGGUUUUAAAGAUGCUGCAGAGGAGGCAGGAACAUCAGUAACUGGUGGACAGACAGUUCUGAACCCCUGGAUUGUACUCGGGGGAGUUGCAACGACUGUCUGCCAGCCCAAUGAGUUCAUCAUGCCAGACAAUGCUGUACCUGGUGACGUGCUUGUACUGACAAAACCUUUAGGAACACAAGUAGCUGUUGCAGUGCACCAAUGGCUUGAUAUUCCUGAAAAGUGGAAUAAAAUAAAGUUGGUCGUAACACAAGAGGAUGUUGAAUUGGCGUACCAAGAGGCCAUGAUGAACAUGGCAAGACUAAAUAGAACAGCUGCUGGGCUUAUGCACACCUUUAAUGCACAUGCAGCCACAGACAUUACAGGAUUUGGAAUUUUAGGGCAUGCUCAAAACUUGGCCAGACAGCAGAGGAAUGAAGUGUCAUUUGUCAUCCACAACCUUCCUGUAUUGGCGAAGAUGGCUGCCGUGAGCAAAGCUUGUGGAAAUAUGUUUGGUCUUAUGCAUGGCACCUGCCCUGAGACAUCAGGAGGCCUUCUGAUCUGUUUGCCCCGUGAGCAGGCAGCACGUUUCUGUGCUGAGAUAAAGUCUCCUAAAUAUGGUGAAGGCCACCAAGCAUGGAUAAUUGGAAUAGUAGAAAAAGGCAACCGCACAGCCAGAAUAAUUGACAAACCACGGAUCAUAGAAGUAGCUCCACAAGUCGCCACUCAAAACGUGAACCCAACUCCUGGUGCCACCUCCUAAUUCAGGAAUAAACAGUGAAGCUAUAGAUAGGUAUAUUCUAGUAGCAUCCUAGAGUAUAAAAACUACUAUGUUAAUUUGUAUCAUGCCUGCCCAGUUGGCCUUGGGGCAGUUCAUGUGUGGAUACAAUUUAAAACAGAAUAAAUCCAUUGCCUUUUUGUGUUUUUUAUUUUUUUAUUUUUUCUGUUACAUUAACUGAAGAUGCACCUAAAUCUUAAGGCAGCUUCUAAGUUGAGAAUAUUAUUAUCCAAUACUGUUGAUUCAUUUUUGAAUCUUUAUUACCACGUAUCGUCUAUUGCCGCACAGGCUCUUUUUAAGGUGCUUUCACUUAGCACACAUUAACAACAAAUAGCGUGAUAGCGUUUUUGUUUGUCCGUUCACUAUGUGUACAAUGAAAACCUAGGACUAGGUGUACAACAAGUUUCAGAUGCCUUGAAAAAAAUAGGAUUGUGUAUCGUCAGAUAACACAAGGAAAUGUAAAAUCAUUGAAAAGGUUGCAUGUUUGAAAGCCUUUGGUUUGUAUUGUUUUUUCCCAAAAGUUUAAAAACAUUGCAACCUCUAUUAUUUUGUAAAAUAGCACAUUCUGUAAAGCAAUGUAUGUCCUAAAGUGUUAACAUUGCAUGGUAAGCACCUUGGUUGAAGGAUAAAUAAUUUCACUAUUCCUAGAUUAUUUCAACACUUACUGUAUUUGUGUCUUCCAUGUUUUUUGUUUUUUUUUCAGCAAGGAACACUGCUUGUUUUAUCUGCUGUAUAAUGCAGAAAACAUUACAGACUAAGACUAAUAAGUGGUUACUGUAUAUUACCCAUUUACCAUUUAUUAAGUACAGUUUCAAAUAUCAGUAACAAUUAAAUGUUCUGUGGUCGGUAGUGUUUAUUAUAUUUUAUAUAGUGCUAUGUAGGCUUCUUUUUUUGUUCUAUUUUCAUAAAUGCCACAACUAAUGUUUAGUUUGAUUCUUCGCUGUCUUCCCAUUUUUCUGCACUCGCUUGUGUUCUGUGUACAUCCUGCCAACAUUGUAGCUAGAGGUAAAGCUCAAUAAAUAUAUAUAUAUAUCUUUUUUUUAUUGCUCUUGUAUAAGAGAUGUAGUUGUCAUUUUACUGUAUAUCCCUGAUAAAUCCUUUGACGGUCACAUUUUAGAUUUUUUUUUUUUUUUUUUUUAAUUUAGUUGUUGCCAAUUAGUUUUUAUUAUUUUCUCCCCAAUUUGAAAUGCCCAAUUAUUUUAUUAUGCUCAGCUCACCGCUACCACCCCUGCGCUGACUCGGGAGGGGCGAAGAUGAACACACGCUGUCCUCCGAAGCGUGUGCCGUCAGCCGCCCGCUUCUUUACACACUGCGAACUCACCGUGCAGCUGCCUCAGAGCUACAGCGUCGGAGGACAACGCAGCUCUGGGCAGCUUACAGGCAAGCCCGCAGGUGCCCGGCCAGACUACAGGGGUCGCUGGUGCGCGGUGAGCCGAGGACACCCUGGCCGACCUAACCCUCCCUCCCCCCGGGCGACGCUCGUCCAAUUGAGCGCCGCCCCCUGGAAGCUCCCGUCCACGGUCGGCUGUGGAAUAGCCUGGACUCGAACUCGCGACGUACAGGCUAUAGAGCGCAUCCUGCACUCUAGCGAGUGCUUUUACUGGAUGCGCCACUCGGGAGCCCCCACAUUUUAGAUUAUUUUGAGGCUGAUAUGUUCUAUCGCAAGAUUACGUUCAGCUGUUAAAUUGAUAACAAUAUUGUAUUGGUCAAUCAUCCUUUACAUUGGAAAACAUUGAUCUGUCACAAUAAUUUAAGUCAUUUAGACUUUCUUUGCAGAACAACACAUACCAACUUGGUAUGAGAGCACUACUGUUAACAUUCUACAGCAAAAACAACUUCUUUGGGUGUUAACCUCGCUCUCUUAUGCCUCUUCAAUAAAGGCAGCUUGUUGUUAACCUAUUUACUGCUGUUUCGUUUUCUUUAAUGUUCUAUUACUGUGCAGUAGUGUUGCAUGCAGAGUUUCUGUUGCCUUUUAUUACAUGUGGUGUGUGCCUUAGCAGAAACAGAUAGACAGCUACCAAUGACUAUUUUGAUGCAUUAUCAAUUGAUAAAACGGUUGUACAUAGGUGAUUAACUAUGGAAGAAGGUUGGCUGAACUAAGUGCUAAUAACAUUUUAAGAUAUUUUAAGUUGGUAUUGGGCAGAGAUAGUGUUCUAUGUUCUGCACAUUCAUAAAUCUGGAAUACUGGCUAAUUACAGGUGUAAGCAAGUUGGUUAAAAUGAACAUAUUCCAUUUUAACUCAUUUUUGAUAGAAGUGAGGGUUUGCAAAGUCACUUGCAAGGAAAUGGUGUGCUGCCCAUGUGCACAUGCAUGUAUGAAUAAUGGGUAGUCCGCAUCAAGAAUACAGAUUAGUAAUACAUUUUGGGUAUAACCUUUAACCAGAGGGACAUCAUAUAAUUUAAUUAAAAACUGUUGUCAUUGCUGUUGAUAUGAAAUCUAAAUGAUUGCUGUAUAUUUUGCUUAUUUUUUUAAAUGAUAUACUGUUGUAAUCUCA